GAACGCUGACAAGGCUUUACCAUCGACCACCACCUUCCGUGCGCGCACCUCUGUGCAUCCGUACAUACCAUCCCGAGUGUCCUUGUAUUGGCAGCGAGCCGUGUGAGGCAUUCUGAGAAAGCAUUUGCUCUACAACGUCUGGCCAUUUUUGCCCUCGAACAAGCAGUCACCAAUCGUACCACCGAGUCCUCACGUUUCGGCCUCCCCAUUGAGAUUGCACAUCGCAGCGCACCAAGUCCUACGCUCCUGGUUUCUCUAAGCUGCCGUGCUAUGUCGCUUUACCCACCUCCUCAGAGUCAGCCCUUUGGCCAAAUGCCUUACCCUGCGCCAGGGUACGGCCAGCCUAUGGCCGCUUACAGCUAUCCUCCUCCUGUGCAACCGGUCUAUCAUGUCGACCCCAACAUUUUCCGUCGGGAUUACAUGGCCCGUUUGGCUGAGCUCACGAUUAACUCUAGACCCAUAAUCCAGAAUUUGUCGAUGAUUGCGCAGGACUAUUCUCGUUUCGCGGAUAUCGUGGUUCAGUGCAUCGAGACGCAUAUACGUAGGGUCCUUCCGUCCAUGAAGUUGCCCGCGUUCUACCUGCUCGAUGCCAUCUCCAAGAAUGUCUAUGAGCCCUAUGCACGCCACUUCACUCCCAUCGUCGUCAAGCUCUUCCUUGAUACCUAUGAGCAAGUUGAUCAGACUACUCGCAGCAAGAUGGAAGAGAUGCUACUGACGUGGCGCACUGGUGCGCCAAAUGGGCGGGAGUUGUUUGGUGUCGUUCCGCAGGUUGCCAUUGAACGUCAAAUAUGGGGUGGGGAAUCCACGCAGAAUGCUUCUACAAAUCGGCAUUUUCAAGGCGUAGCCUCGAUUUCAACCGCACAAGUAUUAAGUGAAUUGGAGUUUGUCCUCAAUCAGAAGGAGCGCGCGACUCAGUCAAAUCCCUAUGACAAGGUCGCGCAGAACCACGUGGUUAUAUUGCAGCAGCUUCGCAAACUCGUGCAAGCAGGGGUAUCACAAGAUGAGCUCGGUCAGAUUCUGAACCAGUUGCGUACGUUGGCACAGCCAACGACUGCCCCUACUCCCCAGCUCCCUCCCGCUCCGUCUCCGCAGGUAUACGCUGCUCAGCCGUCAUAUCCAGCGUCAAUCCCAGCGCCUCAGAUGCCCAGUUUUCCACCUGCUAUCGAGCAAGCACCAUAUCAGCAGCAGACGUCGUAUGCUGGGUCGACGUAUGGAUUUCCGAAGGCUGAACCGGUCGAUCUCCAGAGUAUGCUAGCGCCUCAGCCAUCGCGUGUUCCUCCUCCUACUUCUACAUCUGUCCCUGCUCCGACUGGUACUCCUGUGAAUAACAUUGCGAGUCUCUACAAUGCGCUUCUGAAGGCCGGCGUAGUAUCAGCGACCGGUACGCCCACGGGCGCGGGCGCAACAGCUAAGAGUGAGGAGAAGUCGCUGUCGUCCGAUCCUAUAAAAGAUGCUGCCAGAGAGUACCGCAAGGCGGUCUUCUCACAUAAGAUCAAGCUGACAAGCGCGGGUAUUUCCAAACGUCGUUCGCAUAUUGUGCAGUUGCUAUAUCAGCGAUUGCCUGUACAGUGUAAGCAAUGUGGGAUUCGCUUCCCAGAUGGAACGGAGGGCAAGAAGAAGAUGGAAGAUCACCUUGACAUGCACUUUAGGCAGAAUAGGAGAGCGAGUCAGGCAGUGGGUCGCGGUCACAGUCGAAGCUGGUUCGUCAGUGUUGAGGAUUGGAUACAUGACGGUGCGAUUGAUAUAAAGGGCAAGUCUCGUGCCGGCGGUCGUACUUCGAGUAACAGUGCUGCAGCGGCCGCAGAGGUGGCCAAACGUGAGGCUGAGCUGCGGGCCCUUUUCGUUGUCGUGCCGCCUGGUGAUGAGGCGAAAUCGAUCUUCUGUCCUAUUUGUAAGGAGCUUCUGAAGUCAGAAUUCCUGGAAGACGACGAAGAGUGGGUGUGGCGAAACGCUGUCAAGCGAGAUGACAAGAUCUAUCAUGCGACCUGUCAUGCAGAGGCGACUGCGAAUAAGUCUACGCUCGCUAUACGCUUGCGGAAUGAAGUGUCGAGGAGUCGUAGUCGUUCUCAUACGCCUGAGAAGAGUGUGCGAUCACCGCCGCUGCUGCCUCUCCCUUUAAACGGGGAGGCAAAGAAGUCGGUAUCUCCUCCGCCCACGGGGACGAAACGUAAGGCUGAGGCUGAGGAUGCAACUCCUGCAGAAGGUAAGGGAGACACGCCGCCGACAAAAAAGCUGGCGGUAUAGGCGUGAUCGAUUCGAUACGGCGGACGUCACAGCUAUAGAAGGACCUUCGUGCACAUUUGCAUUUUUAUU
Molecule: messenger RNA, 2313 nt
Organism: Laetiporus sulphureus 93-53
Lineage: Eukaryota; Fungi; Basidiomycota; Agaricomycetes; Polyporales; Laetiporaceae
Exons: 7
Coding region: 271-2244 (657 amino acids)
Biological process (GO): termination of RNA polymerase II transcription
Cellular component (GO): mRNA cleavage factor complex; cytoplasm
Molecular function (GO): RNA polymerase II complex binding; mRNA binding
Source: RefSeq, a predicted model, not a curated record